GGCGAGGACCGAAAGAAUCGAUCUUUGCUCUCUCCCUCCCUCUGCCUUUGCCCAUGGCGGCUUCGACUGCUCGGUUGGUUGAGAGGCGGCUCACCUCUCUAUUGGAUCGAAGUCUUCGAUCCCAAAACCUUCUUCCCCAAGGAUAUGCAUGUUGUUCCUGUUUAGCUAAGGGCAUAAGAGGUGUCCAAACAAAGACAGAAACACCUAAUAUAGUCAAUAAAGAUGACAAGAAUUCUAAAUCUUGUCAGGAUGAUUCAAAACCAGUUUCCAACUCAAUCAAAACAGUUAGUGCAAUUGAUGAGGAGAACAACAUUAAGUAUAGAGCUUUCUCUAGCCUAAAAGCAUCCACGAGACAUGAUCUUGCCAUGAUCUUUACAUGCAAGGUCUGUGAGACUAGAUCAGUGAAGACAGUCUGCCGUGAAUCAUAUGAAAAGGGAGUGGUGGUGGCUCGCUGUGGUGGAUGCAAUAAUCUUCACCUAAUUGCAGAUCGACUCGGUUGGUUUGGCGAACCGGGUAGUGUCGAGGAUUUUUUGGCGGCACAAGGAGAGGAGGUGAAGAAAGGUUCAGUUGACACUCUGAACCUAACGUUGGAGGACUUGGCUGGGACUAAAUCAUCAUGAUCCUGAAACUUCAAACGGUUUUAUGCUUGUGUUACAAAAUCAACUAUAAUGUUGUACGAGUUAAUAGGAGCUGCUUAUUGGCUUUAUUGUUUUAUGUAAUCAGAAACAGCAUAGUCUUCGAUACUCGUAUUCAGAGUGAUUUGAACAAAGGAAUUGUUCCUGGCCUUUUUUGCUGAUUUUGCUCCCCUGAUUCAUAUAACAGGAGUGGUCAGAUGGUCAAGAUGUUUGAAAUAUUUUGGUCUGUUAGAUCUUAUUAUAACAAAUCAUUGCUGUU
This is a messenger RNA of Musa acuminata subsp. malaccensis (wild Malaysian banana), 894 nucleotides long. RefSeq lists its product as uncharacterized. Lineage: Eukaryota; Viridiplantae; Streptophyta; Magnoliopsida; Zingiberales; Musaceae. Gene Ontology annotation, biological process: protein stabilization; protein folding; protein import into mitochondrial matrix. Gene Ontology annotation, cellular component: mitochondrion. The record is from RefSeq and is a predicted model, not a curated record. Gene Ontology annotation, molecular function: protein-folding chaperone binding; zinc ion binding.